AUGCAACCUGAUCCGAUGACACCAUCUACAUCCAUUCUCGGAUUCACCUACGACAGCAUUACAUACGCCCCUCCUCCCCACUCCUCCCCCCUCACUUGCCCCAAAUCCCACAGGAUCCAGACCUGCCCCCCUCUUCGAGAUCGCGAUUUGGUACAUUACCCAAACGGUCCCGCACCAGUACCACUAUCAGUACCACUACCGAAGGAAGGCGAGCUUGGUACGCGCAUCGCACCGUUCCGCACCGAUCGGUUCCAGAUUCCGAUUCGCGUCGUCACAAUAAAUUUCAAUCCGCUCCCCAAACGCAGAAGCAUCCGAUCAAUCGGCGAUAUCCCCUCAUUAUCCAGAUCAGGUACCAAUGAGCACGGCUAUGAAGAUCAUUUGGUCUAG
Plenodomus lingam JN3 is the source of this 387-nucleotide messenger RNA. Lineage: Eukaryota; Fungi; Ascomycota; Dothideomycetes; Pleosporales; Leptosphaeriaceae. The record is from RefSeq and is a predicted model, not a curated record.